Molecule: messenger RNA, 3214 nt
Organism: Danio rerio (zebrafish)
Lineage: Eukaryota; Metazoa; Chordata; Actinopteri; Cypriniformes; Danionidae
Gene: thbs3a
Product: thrombospondin 3a
Source: RefSeq, marked validated
UUUUGCGUGUAUUUUUGUAAACAUGAAACAAAUGUUUGUACACAUUUGGGUCAGUCUGGUCGUGUUGAUGUCCGUCUGGUCAGCACAGAGCGACAAGAAACAAGACGUGCCAGUGAUAGACGUGUUGGGUUUGGAGGAUGUGAAGCAGACCGUGGCCGCGGUGGAGAAGCUCUCAUUGGCUCUGAAGACUCUCAGUGACGUGUAUGUGAUGUCUACUUUUCGUCUUCCUCCAAAACUUGGUGGAGUUCUGCUGGGGCUCUACAACAAACAGGACAACAAGAAGUACCUGGAGGUUGCCAUCAUGAGCAAGAUUAACAAAGUUCUGGUCAGGUAUGUCCGUGAGGAUGGAAAGCUGCAUACAGUGAACAUGCAGAGCCCGAAUGUUGCGGAUGGACGUCCUCAGUCACUGAUUCUGCGUGUCGGAGGCCUGCGCCGGGAGUAUCUGAGCCUCGAGCUCUAUGUGAACUGUCGUCUGGCUGACUCCGCCCAGCGCCUGCCCCCAUUGGUGGAUUUGCCCAGAGAUGCUGAGCUGGUGGAGAUACGAAAUGGACACAAGGCAUAUGCUCGGAUGCAGGGUUCAAUGGAUACUCUUAAGCUGGCACUGGGGGGCACUGUUGCCCAGGCUGGCGCUCUCACCGACUGUCCCUUUCAGGGAGACGCUUCUUCAUACAACAUAGUGAAUGGUGAGGUUAAUUCUAUUCUAGGUGACCACACUAAAGCUCUGAUCGGCCAGCUGAUCAUCUUUAAUCAGAUCUUGGGAGAGUUGAGAGAGGACAUCAGAGAACAGGUGAAAGAAAUGUCCCUGGUAAGGAACGCUAUUCUGGAGUGCCAGAUGUGUGGGUUUCACGAGCCUCGUUCCCGCUGUCAGCCAAACCCCUGUUUCAAGGGUGUGUCCUGCAUGGAGACGUUUGAAUACCCAGGGUACCGCUGUGGGCCCUGUCCAGACGGCAUGACGGGCAACGGCACACACUGUCAGGACAUCGAUGAGUGUUCAGAGGCUCAGCCGUGUUAUACACCGGGUGCUUGUGUCAAUACUGCAAGAGGUUUUACCUGUGAGUCGUGUCCCCCUGGCAUGUGGGGUCCACCUUUGUCUGGAGUCGGUGUGGAGUAUGCUAAGAGUCACCGUCAGGAGUGCUCUGACAUCGAUGAAUGUGUAGAUUUGGCCAACGCCUGCACACCCAACUCUGUCUGCAUCAACAUUAUUGGGUCAUUUCGAUGCGGUCAGUGCAAGACUGGAUAUGUUGGCAAUCAGACAGCCGGAUGUUUCCCUCGAAAGUCAUGUUCUUCACUCAGUUUCAACCCCUGUGACACGAACGCUCACUGCGUCAUGCAACGCAACGGGGACGUGUCCUGCGCUUGUAAUGUUGGAUGGGCUGGUAAUGGUCACACCUGCGGGAAGGACACAGAUAUUGAUGGUUAUCCUGACCGCUCUCUGCCCUGCAUGGACAAUCACAAGCACUGCAGACAGGACAACUGUGUCUACACACCUAAUUCUGGUCAGGAAGAUGCGGAUAAUGAUGGAAUUGGAGAUCAGUGUGAUGAAGAUGCUGAUGGGGACGGAAUUAAGAACGUAGAGGAUAACUGUCGUUUGGUCUCCAAUAAAGACCAGCAGAACUCGGACACAGAUUCGUUCGGAGACGCGUGUGAUAACUGUCCCACCGUUCCCAACAUCGACCAGAAAGACACUGAUAGCAACGGAGAGGGAGACGCUUGUGAUGACGACAUUGAUGGAGAUGGGAUUCAGAAUGUUCUGGAUAACUGUCCUAAAGUGCCGAACCCGAUGCAGACGGACCGAGACAGAGACGGAGUGGGAGAUGCGUGUGACAGCUGUCCUGAGAUCAGCAACCCCAUGCAGACGGAUGUAGACAAUGACUUAGUCGGGGAUGUUUGUGACACCAACCAAGACACAGAUGGAGACGGACACCAGGACACUCGGGAUAAUUGUCCCGAUAUCCCAAACAGCUCUCAGCUGGACUCAGAUAAUGACGGCAUCGGAGACGACUGUGAUGAAGACGACGACAACGACGGCAUCCCGGACAAUCACGCCAUCAAUGGCAUAGGGCCCGAUAACUGCAGACUCAUAUCCAACCCCAACCAGAAAGACUCAGACAGUAAUGGAGUGGGCGAUGUAUGCGAGAAUGACUUCGACAAUGAUUCAGUGAUGGAUUUGGUUGACGUGUGUCCAGAAAGUGCUGAAGUCACACUUACAGAUUUCAGAGCCUAUCAGACGGUCAUUCUGGACCCGGAAGGUGACGCUCAGAUUGACCCCAACUGGGUGGUGCUCAAUCAGGGAAUGGAAAUAGUUCAGACCAUGAACAGUGACCCUGGACUGGCAGUGGGUUAUACAGCGUUUAACGGCGUGGACUUUGAGGGAACAUUUCACGUGAACACAGUGACCGACGAUGACUAUGCCGGCUUCAUCUUCGGCUACCAGGAUUCAUCUAGUUUCUACGUGGUGAUGUGGAAGCAGACCGAACAGACGUACUGGCAGUCCAUCCCAUUCAGAGCCAUGGCUGAACCGGGCCUGCAGCUCAAGGCAGUGAAGUCUCGUACUGGUCCUGGUGAGUUUCUUCGUAACGCUCUGUGGCAUGCUGGAGAUACUGAUGGAGAGGUGAAGCUGCUGUGGAAAGACCCACGAAACGUCGGCUGGCUGGAUAAAACAUCGUAUCGGUGGCAGCUCAGCCAUCGGCCUCAGGUCGGAUACAUCAGGGUGAAGCUGUAUGAGGGCUCAGAGAUGGUGGCAGACUCAGAUGUGGUAAUCGACACCUCUAUGAGAGGAGGUCGUCUGGGCGUCUUCUGCUUCUCUCAGGAGAACAUCAUUUGGUCCAAUCUGCGCUACCGCUGCAACGAUACCGUUCCAGAGGACUUCAGUUCACACCGUAAGCAGGUUCUGAUGCACAUAAAGGUGUGAAGAACUCCAGUCGCCCUCCGUCUCUCUACAUUUCCUAAAACCAGUGUGGAGUCCGUCUGUGUGCGGGCCAAACAACCAGACUGACCAGCGUCUGUCAAUCCAUCGUGGAGACUGAAUGAAAAGACAGAAAAGACUUUUAUUUUACAUAUUUUGUGCAUUUGAGUCAUCGUGGAGCUGUAUAAUGUGUGAGUAUAAGUGUGUGUGUGCGUGUGUGAGUGUGUGCGUGUGUGUUUGAAAUACCAUUAGUGUGUAUGCAUAAACAAUAUGUCUUGAAAUAAAGGUAUAUGAUGUAUUUUCUACAAC